AUGCAGCUGAACAAGCUAGCCUUUGCCCUCCUCGCCGGGGUGACUCUUGCUCACCCCGGUGAGGAGCACCACCAUGAUCGUGCGGUUGAGCUUAGCAAGCGCGAGUUCAAGCAAGCCGCCCGCCGCGGUCUCAGUGCCUGUUCUGAGAAGCUGAACAAGCGUGAUGGAAUGCUUGAUCGGGCCGUCAUGCGCCGCGCUGCCACUGUUGUCAAGUACCGCAAGCAGUUGGCCGCUCGGGACACUGACACUGGUGAGACUGGCCCAUACUGGGUCAAGGGCGAAUACAUUCGCAACAACCUUCGUGAAGAUCAACCUGGUGUUCCUAUCGUCAUUGAGGCCCAGUUCGUAGAUGUUGAGACUUGCCAGCCCAUUCAGGGCCUAUACUGGGAUGUCUGGAACUGCAACUCGACCGGUGUUUACUCCGGCCUCAUCGCUACCGGCAAUGGUAACACCGACGACCUGACCAACUAUAACGCCACUUUCCUCCGAGGCGUCGCGAAGUCCAACUGCGACGGUGUUGUCCAAUUCGAGAGUGUGUUCCCUGGUCACUACUCCGGUCGGACUACCCACCACCACAUGGUCGCCCACCUCAACGCCACCGUCCUGCCCAACAACACUCUCACUGGCGGCACCGUCGCUCACGUUGGGCAGGUCUUCUGGGACCAAGAUCUCAUCUAUGACGUCGAGGCUACUUACCCUUACAACACAAACGACAUUGCCAUUACUACCAAUGCAGACGACCGCGUCUUUUCUACCGAGUCGUCGGACAACAGCGAUCCCGUCUUUGAGUAUGUGUAUCUUGGCGACGAUUUGAGCGACGGCCUGUUCGGUUGGGUCACCAUUGCUGUCAACACGUCGGCUACCUACGACCCCAACUACUCGUUUGUCUGGACCGAGAGUGGCGGCAUCGCCCAAAGCGGCGGCACCGUGUCUGUCGAUGGUGGCUCGGGCGAUGGGGGAGCACCCAGCGGAGGAAAUGGAACAUCGCCCUCGGGAUCACUCUCGGGUGCCGUACCUAGCGGUACAGCUGCCCCUUCUGCAUAG
This is a messenger RNA of Truncatella angustata, 1044 nucleotides long. Its product is annotated as Intradiol ring-cleavage dioxygenase. The coding region runs from base 1 to 1044 and encodes 347 amino acids. The record is from RefSeq and is a predicted model, not a curated record. Lineage: Eukaryota; Fungi; Ascomycota; Sordariomycetes; Amphisphaeriales; Sporocadaceae. Gene Ontology annotation, molecular function: iron ion binding; oxidoreductase activity, acting on single donors with incorporation of molecular oxygen, incorporation of two atoms of oxygen. The transcript has 3 exons.